AUGGCAGCUAAAGGUUAUGAUAUUUUUGACGGUGAUGACGAUGUUGUUGUUACUGGUGAUGAUAGUGGUGGCGAUGUUGUUCCCUUUGGUGGUGGCGAUGUUGUUAUUACUGGUGGUGGUAGUGGUGGCGAUGUUGUUGCUAUUGGUGGUGGCGAUGUUGCUGUUACUAGUGGUGGUACUGGUGGCAAUGUUGUUGCUAUUGAUGGUGGUAGCGGUGGAGAUGUUGUUGUUACUGGUGGUGGUAGUGGUGGCGAUGUUGCUGUUACUAGUGGUGGUAGUGGUGGCGAUGUUGCUGUUACUAGUGGUGGUACUGGUGGCGAUGUUGCUGUUACUAGUGGUGGUACUGGUGGCGAUGUUGUUGCUAUUGAUGGUGGCAGUGGUGGAGAUGUUAUUGUUACUGGUGGUGGUAGUGGUGGCGAUGUUGUUCCUGGUGGUGGUGGUGGCAGUGAUGUUGUUACUGGUGGUGGUAGUUGCGGCAAUGUUGUUACUAUCGAUGAAGGUGGUAGCGGUGGAUGUGGUGCUACUGGUGGCGAUGUUGCUGUUACUAGUGGUGGUACUGGUGGCGAUGUUGCUGUUACUAGUGGUGGUACUGGUGGCGAUGUUGUUGCUAUUGAUGGUGGCAGCAGUGGAGAUGUUAUUGUUACUGGUGGUGGUAGUGGUGGCGAUGUUGUUCCUGGUGGUGGUUGCGGCAAUGCUGUUGUUACUGGUGGUGGUAGUUGCGGCAAUGUUGUUACUAUUGAUGGUGGCGAUGUUGUUCUUACUGGUGGUGGCAGUGGUCAAGAUGUUGUUGCUAUUGGUGGUGAUAGUGGUCGACAUUAUGUUAUUGAUGGUGAGAGUGGUCGACAUGUUAUUGCUAUUGGUAGUGGUGGUGAUGUUGUUGCUAUUGGUGAUGAUAAUGGUCGACAUAUUGUGGCUAUUGGUGGUGACAGUGGUCGACAUGUUGCGGCUACUGGUGGUGAUAGUGGUCGAGAUUUUGUGGCUACUGGUGGUGAUAGUGGUCGAGAUGUUGUUGCUAUUGGUGGUGAUAGUGGUCGACAUGUUGUUGCUAUUGGUGAUGAUAAUGGUCGACAUGUUGCGGCUACUGGUGGUGAUAGUGGUCGAGAUUUUGUGGCUACUGGUGGUGAUAGUGGUCGACAUGUUGUUGCUACUGGUGGUGAUAGUGGUCGAGAUGUUGUUGCUAUUGGUGGUGAUAGUGGUCGACAUAUUGUUGCUACUGGUGGUGAUAGUGGUCGACAUGUUGCGGCUAUUGGUGGUGAUAGUGAUCAACAUGUGGCUAUUGGUGGUGAUAGUGGUCGACAUGUUGCUACUGGUAGUGAUAGUGGUCGACAUGUUGCGGCUAUUGGUGGUGAUAGUGGUCGUCGACAUGUUGCGGCUAUUGGUGGUGAUAGUGGUUGA
Molecule: messenger RNA, 1395 nt
Organism: Macrobrachium nipponense
Lineage: Eukaryota; Metazoa; Arthropoda; Malacostraca; Decapoda; Palaemonidae
Exons: 3
Coding region: 1-1395 (464 amino acids)
Source: RefSeq, a predicted model, not a curated record